UCACAAGACUCCUAGAAAAUAAUUUUAUUAGAGCAAACCAUUAAUAAAUUUUUUGGACCACCAAAUCCAGGACCAUUCGAUCCAACCCAACCGAACUCAACCAAAAGCAUCUAUCCCGCCUAUUCAAAUCCGUAAGCACAAAAUUACAUAACGCGAGUCGCGAGCAAAUGAGCCAAAAAUGGCUCUGGCGUUGCCUUCAGCUUCUUCUUCUGUCGAAAUCCCCAUUACAGGUAAAUGGAAAAGUUGCAGAUUGAUUAACUGCGUUUUGGAUAGCAAAAGGAGAGGUCGAUUUCAAGCCAGUUCUUGUGUUGCAAUGUGUACGUCGUCGUCUUCAAUUUCGAUGUCGAAGAAGCUGGUGUGGAUAUGGACUGAGAACAAGCAAGUCAUGACGGCCUCUGUGGAGAGAGGAUGGAACACUUUCGUCUUCUCUUCUCAUCGUAGAGACCUUGCCGAUGAGUGGUCUUCAAUUGCGAUGAUUUAUCCACUCUUUAUUGAAGAGGGACAGCUUUUUGAUAGUGAACAUAGAAGAGUUGCUACAUUCUCUGAAAUUUCUUCUCCAGAACAAUUAAAGCAGCUCCAACCAGAGGAUGAGCAGGCACAAAAUGUCAUUGUUAAUCUACUAGAUUGGCAGGUGAUACCUGCAGAGAAUAUUGUUGUAGCAUUCCAAAGUAGUCAAAAAACAGUAUUUGCCAUCUCUAAGACUCCUUCUGAAGCACAAAUUUUCCUGGAGGCCUUGGAGAUGGGUCUGGGUGGAGUUCUUUUGAAAGUUGAGGAUGUCAAAGCAGUCCUUGAGCUGAAGGACUAUUUGGACAGAAGAAAUGAAGUGAACAAUCUAUUGGGCUUGACUAAAGCAACGAUAACUCUAGUUCAAAUGGUUGGAAUGGGUGAUCGAGUCUGUGUGGACCUCUGUAGCCUCAUGAGACCUGGCGAAGGACUUCUGGUUGGAUCUUUUGCUAGAGGGCUAUUCCUUGUUCACUCGGAAUGCUUGGAAUCAAAUUACAUUUCCAGCAGGCCUUUUCGAGUCAAUGCGGGGCCGGUACAUGCCUAUGUUGCUGUUCCAGGAGGAAAGACUUCCUACCUUUCAGAGUUAAAAGCAGGGAAAGAGGUAAUUGUGGUUGAUCAAAGUGGUGUGCAACGGACAGCAACUGUGGGCCGUGUAAAGAUAGAGACCAGACCGUUAAUCCUUGUGGAGGCACAGAGAGAUUCAGAUGGUCACACUCCUUACAGCAUCAUUCUACAAAAUGCAGAAACAGUUGCCCUAGUCUGUCCCCACCAAGGAAAUGGACAUAAAAUGAUGGCCAUUCCAGUAACGUCACUCAAAGUUGGCGACGAGGUUCUUCUGAGAGUACAAGGAGGUGCUCGACACACGGGAAUUGAGAUCCAAGAAUUCAUUGUUGAGAAAUGAACACGAUUUGUAUCCUAUAGAACUGGUUUGUCAUUAUCACACGGUGACAUGUUCAUUGUCAUAUGUUGCUGAGUUUCAACCUAUGGACCUUAGAGAUGGCAAUUAAUGUGAUGUUGAAGAAGAUUGUGAUCUGUCUAGGACCAUCCCCGUCACAUUUGAGAAACCAAAUCAAAUCAGUUACCCUAUGCAAGUGUGGCUACUGUUGUAUUAUUUGUGAUACUACGGUCAAUAAUGAAGAAUUUCUGGUGAUUCUGAUCC
Messenger RNA from Cornus florida, 1663 nucleotides. RefSeq lists its product as uncharacterized. The record is from RefSeq and is a predicted model, not a curated record. Gene Ontology annotation, molecular function: oxidoreductase activity; 3-dehydroquinate synthase activity. NCBI's taxonomy places the organism in Eukaryota, Viridiplantae, Streptophyta, Magnoliopsida, Cornales, Cornaceae. Gene Ontology annotation, biological process: aromatic amino acid biosynthetic process. The transcript is spliced from 10 exons. The coding region runs from base 179 to 1405 and encodes 408 amino acids.